GUCAGUCACUCCGUGGGCUUGCAAUUGCAUUGCCAUUGAGAGGGCAUCAGUUUGACUCCAAAUCUCUCUCUAUAUUUUUUCUAAUUGUCAUCUUUCACAUUCCGCUUUUGCUUUUUCUUCUUUUCUUUUCUUUGAAGUUCUCCCUCUCUUUUGCCCUCUUGAUUCUAUUCUUCUCCAGUCGGUCUUCUUUAUAUUUAUAUGACUCUUUCUCUCUCUCUAUUUGUUGUGGGGAUUGCACAUCAUAUUGUAUGGUGUUAGAAAGAUGGCUGUGGAACUUAUGAUGGGUUAUUCUGGUGAUAGUUUUGCAACUAAAUUGCAAGAAAAUGCUGUGAGAGAAGCAGCCACUGCUGGGAUCCAAAGCGUUGAGGAGGUUAUUAAAUUACUUCAGCAAAAUCAACUUCAACAGCCACCACAAUACUAUUCUGAAACGUUCUCUUCUUCUUCAAACUCUAGUGAUACUAAUCCUCCAUCUACAGAUAAUAUCAUGGCUGUUACAGAUGCCGCUGUCAACAACUUCAAGAAAGUCAUUUCUUUGCUCGGUCGAACUACAAGAACUGGACAUGCCCGCUUUCGCAGAGCGCCUGUUUCAUCUCCUGCUUCUCCUACUCAGCAAGAACAUCCAAAACCACCACAACAGCAUCAGCAAGUUCAAGAUCCAGGGCCCUCUGCUGGACCUCUUAAUUCACAGCAAUCAGAACAAGUUUCUGCUUUUCGAGUAUACCAACCAACCCCGAUUCAUCGGUUACCCCCUCUACCUAACAAUCAUCAUCAUCACCAUCACCAUCAUCAACAUCAGCACCAGCAGCAAAAGGCUCCUCUUUUAGUUACAAAGAAUGGGUUUUCAGAAAGAAGCGAAGCGGCUCCUUCCAUUAAUUUCUCUAAUUCACCAUCAAUCUCUGCUGCCACUUCAUUCAUGUCUUCUUUAACUGGGGAAACUGAUAGCUUACAACGCUCUAUGUCCUCUGGCUUUCAAUUUGCCAAUCCUGCUUCAUCUGUUGGUAAACCUCCUUUGUCCUCUACUUCUCUCAAAAGAAAGUGUAAUUCCAUGGACGAUGCUGCUCUUAAGUGCGGUUCCUCUUCUAGCCGCUGCCAUUGCUCCAAGAAAAGGAAAUCGAGAGUUAAGAGAGUAAUCAGGGUUCCUGCAAUUAGUAAUAAGAUGGCUGAUAUUCCACCUGAUGAUUUUUCCUGGAGAAAAUAUGGCCAAAAGCCUAUCAAAGGCUCUCCUCAUCCGAGGGGAUAUUAUAAGUGCAGUAGCAUGAGAGGAUGCCCAGCUCGCAAACAUGUGGAGAGAGCUUUGGAUGAUCCGAUGAUGCUGAUUGUAACUUACGAAGGUGACCACAAUCAUUCACACUCCACCGCUGAUGCGACUGCGGUACGAGUUCUUGAAUCAUCUUGAAGUGAAGUCAACUCAUCCAACGGCUGUGAAAAGAAAAGAGAAAAGUUCUUGGAUAGUUUAAUCACAUCCGUUCAUGAUGAUACUCGUUGCUCAGAUAGUCAAUGCAGAAGAGAGAGAGAGGGGCUUAGUGGGUACAUUACAUUAGGCUGCCUAAGAAAGAAGAUAUAGGAUUCCUAUGUUUUUGUCCUCUUUCUCUUUUUUUAUAAACCCCCUUGAAGACUUUGUCUUGAAAUGGGAAAAAAAAAGAAGGGAGAAAGAAAGAAAAGAGUAGAUAUCGUGGAUUUGGUGGGGGAGUUGAAUCAUGCAAGUUGUGGGGAGGUUUUUAAUUUUUUUAAUUUUUUUUUAUGCUCUUAUACUCAUCUUUUAAAAUUGUGCAUUUUAAUAUAUAUAUAUAUAUAAAGAUAUGAAAAAAUAGUUAAAUGGUGGUGGAUCUCGCAAGGUUGCCCACUUGAAGUUGUUCCCUUUUCCACUCAUGCUAUAUGCAAUUUUUUUUUUUUUUAAUUUUAAAUUUGAUGGGUGAAAGUGAAAAGGGGCAGUCAAAGGGCAAGGCAAUGUAUAAGAAUUUAUUCAUUUGUUUUUUGAGGGGGAAAUGUCCUCUUUUUUCUCUCCUUUAUUGCAUUGUUUGACUCCUCUUUUUUCUC
Messenger RNA from Ricinus communis (castor bean), 2037 nucleotides. Its product is annotated as probable WRKY transcription factor 7. Gene Ontology annotation, biological process: regulation of DNA-templated transcription. The transcript is spliced from 3 exons. Gene Ontology annotation, molecular function: DNA-binding transcription factor activity; sequence-specific DNA binding. The record is from RefSeq and is a predicted model, not a curated record. The coding region runs from base 263 to 1396 and encodes 377 amino acids. NCBI's taxonomy places the organism in Eukaryota, Viridiplantae, Streptophyta, Magnoliopsida, Malpighiales, Euphorbiaceae.